AUGAAGCUGUCAAAAGGCUGGAGGCUCCUCUGUCUGGUGCCUUUCACGCAAGCAUGUCUUACUGAUGAUGAGCUUACACAUGAACUCGGUAUUGCCCGCCGACAGACCGGAAACACAGGCAUUCCUGUCGGAACAGGCGACAGGUUUGAAGGCGGGGCAACAUUUCCUCGAGGAAUUGGCACGCUUGAACCUGGAACAAAUCUCACCACAUUGCUCAACGUAAAUGAGAUUGAAAGUGGCUUGCUAGGUCUUGCAAAUGAAUAUGGCUUCGAGACAUUCACUUCGCCUUAUACCACGUUCGAAAAUAGGUCCCUUCUGCUUGGCAAGAUUGGUGGCAAGGGUGACUGUGACGAUGCAUACCGCGUGUUUCUAAACGCGAACAUUCAUGCCCGCGAACGUGGAUCUGCCGACAACCUGCUCUACUUCAUCGCCGACUUACUCUAUGCCGACAAGCACAAAAUCGGACUAACGUACGGUGGCCGGCAGUAUUCGUAUUGCGAUAUCAAGAGAGCUCUGUCGACUGGCAUUGUAUUUUUGCCGCUCAGCAAUCCGGAUGGCGUCGCGUGGGACCAAUCGACCAACAGCUGCUGGCGUAAGAACCGCAAUGCCACAAACGCAAUCGCAGGCAAUGCCAAUUCGAUUGGCAUUGACCUCAACCGCAAUUUCGACUUUCUAUGGGACUUUACGCACCAAUUCACGCCCAGCGUCGCGCCGAGUUUGGCGUCCACCAAUCCAGCAAGCUCAACGUACCACGGCGGAAGCCCUUUUUCUGAGGCGGAGGCUCGCAGCAUCAAGUGGGUGAUGGAUACAUUCAGCAAAGUGCGGUGGUUCUUGGAUUUGCACUCAUACGCAGGUGUAGUUCUGUACAGCUGGGGGAGCGAUGAGAAUCAGUCGCGCAAGCCGUACAUGAACUUCCUGAACUCAAGUUAUGAUGGAGCCCGUGGGCUGAUGCCAGAUUCGCCUUCUGAGGGUCUCGUCUACGGCGAGUAUACGCCAAGUACGGACUGGUCCGAGAAUGUUUUCGCUGCGAUGAGGGUUGGAAAUGCUAUGGACGCCUCUACGGGCCGGCACUACGAGGUAGAGCAGGCAGCGUACCUCUACCCUACUUCAGGUGCAAGUGACGACUACUCAUAUUCGCGUCACUUUGCAGAUCCUAGGCUGAACAAGAUCCAUGGCUUCACCAUUGAGUUUGGAUUUGGAAAUAACCAGGCCACUUGUGCAUUUUACCCCACUGUAGACCAAUACCGCCUCAAUAUGUUGGAGACGUCGUCUGCUUUCAUGGAGUUCCUCCUCUCAGCACAAGAAAUUGGCCUGGGUGAUCCAGUUACUUGUUUAGCAUGA
Messenger RNA from Phaeoacremonium minimum UCRPA7, 1341 nucleotides. Its product is annotated as putative peptidase m14 protein. Gene Ontology annotation, molecular function: metallocarboxypeptidase activity; zinc ion binding. Bases 1 to 1341 code for a protein of 446 amino acids. The transcript has a single exon. Lineage: Eukaryota; Fungi; Ascomycota; Sordariomycetes; Togniniales; Togniniaceae. Gene Ontology annotation, biological process: proteolysis. The record is from RefSeq and is a predicted model, not a curated record.